Molecule: messenger RNA, 417 nt
Organism: Iphiclides podalirius (scarce swallowtail)
Lineage: Eukaryota; Metazoa; Arthropoda; Insecta; Lepidoptera; Papilionidae
Source: the annotation of a GenBank genome assembly
AUGAGGAUGGAAUCUCAAUUGGACUAUGAUACGAGCAUUUGUUUCUACUGCGUCUGCUCUACUAGCGGCCACUCGGCUGGAUGCAUCGUCAGGAGUCCCUGGUUCUGCGAAUACUAUCGCAUAAUAAGGAGGCCGAAUAGCGCUAGGGAUCGUUACAGGUUGUUGUUCCACGAGGAUCGGCCUGCUUACUUCAGACAGCUGUCGUAUCGUGUCCGAAGAACUAUGGACGAGGGCUUACUAGAGUUACUGGACUACGGAGGCGACGCGUUGUGCUGCAGUCACCCUUACGGCCAUCGAAGAAACCUCCAUGAAAGUGUGAGGAACAAGAUCCGAAUGCUGAGGAAGAAAGUGCCCAAAGAAAACAUAUUGGCCGGCAGCCCCACGGGAGAUUACGUGGACUUCGUUGUAAACAACGAU